AUGGUGAAUCUGCUUUCCAUUGCUGAUAUCAAGCCAAAAAUGAGGGGUUGGUCAGUGCAUGUUAUUGUUCAGGAAAAAAUGCAUAUCGCUUCUUCACAGAAAUCCCCUACAAGAUACCAAAAAUUUGUUUUCUCUGAUGACCAGGGAUCAAGAGUUGAGGAAAUUAUGUUUAAUGCUGCUAUUGAAAAGAUGGGAUCAAAGCUUCAUACUUUUAAGAAGUAUCUGAUAUCAAAUGCCGAUGUUAGAGAAAUUGAGGAACAAUAUCAGACUAAUGGCCUUGCUAUUCAAUGGGUAAUAAGUGCAAAAACUGUGGUUGAGGAGCUCAGUGAACAGGGAAGCUGUGUUUUGACUAACGAGUUUACUCCUAUAAGCUUUAAAGACUUGGCCAGUUACGCUGAUUCAAAGUCACAAACUGUUGAUAUUAUGGCUGUGGUUGUUGACUCAAUGCCUGUGAUUCCAAUCAAAAGGGAUUCACAGGAAUCCUUUGUCCAGAGAUUUCUCAUUGUGAAUGAAGAGAUGGUCCCUACUGUUCUAUCUCUAUGGAAUACAUUUGUUGAAAAUGAAGGAAAGCUGCUUACAGAUCACCACAGCAAGCAUCCAGUUCUUAUAUGCCGCAGGCUUAAAGUUGUCACAUACAAUGGAAUAGCACUCUCAACAAGAAAUGACUCAGUCAUUGUUGUUGAUCCUCCUGUUAGAGAUGCUAGAAGUCUAAAAAAUUAA
Molecule: messenger RNA, 720 nt
Organism: Coffea arabica (coffee)
Lineage: Eukaryota; Viridiplantae; Streptophyta; Magnoliopsida; Gentianales; Rubiaceae
Source: RefSeq, a predicted model, not a curated record